UAAAAAGCAGCAUAGCCAAAGUUAUAACCUCGAGUCCCUUCCCCCAUAAAAGCCACAAGGAGUUGGGCCAGUCCAGUUCCAGUGGAUGAAGUGAGGACAGGCUUAUUCGGAGCUCCACCACACCUGCAGCCACAAGUCCAGAGGCUGAGGCUUCCCACUCGGAUGACGCAUUGGGAUGUACUCGUGAGCCAAAGGAAAGGUCCAGUGGGAUGGUGCACGCAUCAAGUUGAUGUACGAAGCGUUUCAAUGAUAGAGGAAAGACGUGACCACAUGGAACCCUCAGCGCCUGAUCAUUCGCGUCCUGAAUCAGAAUUGGGAUCGGCCCAAUGCCUUGGCGAUUUCAUCGCCACUGUUGUGCGCUUGAAUGCAUCAAUUAGAGGUACGAAGAUGCGUGUGGACGACAACUGUGACCGAAGUGUCUCUCUGAUGCUGAUGUUGGCUUUGACCUCCUACGGCUGCUUCCAACAUCUUCAUCAUGGACUCCAAAGGCCCCAGUGGCACCUUCAAGAGGUCCUCCCUCAAACGUAGCACGUCGGGCUCGCAGAAGGCGCAGCGAGUUUGGAUUGAGAGGACAUUUCUGAAAAGGGAAUGCAUUCACAUCUUUCCCACCAAGGACAUCACCAGAUGUUCAUGCGGUCAGCUGACAACGCAGCACGUGGCCAUCCCGCCCGGCGCCAACUCUCUGGAGGAAGCGCACCAGCUCGUGCAGAUCGACACCCCCAAAGACAAAUGGAGCGUGAUCAAGCACACCAGGACCUUCCCGACGGACUCGUUCGGCAUCAUCGAGUUCCAGGGCGGAGGGUUCAUCAACAAGGCCAUGUACAUCCGAGUGUCCUAUGACACCAAACCGGAGAACCUGCUGCAUCUGAUGGUGAAGGAGUGGCAGUUGGAGCUGCCCACGCUCCUCAUCUCGGUGCACGGAGGCCUCCAGAACUUUGACCUGCAGCCCAAACUCAAGCAGGUUUUCGGCAAAGGCCUGAUUAAAGCGGCCGUCACCACGGGCGCUUGGAUCUUCACGGGCGGAGUCAACACAGGUGUGAUCCGUCACGUGGGAGAUGCCUUGAAGGACCAUUCCUCAAAGUCACGAGGGAAAGUGUGCGCAAUAGGAAUUGCCCCCUGGGGGAUUCUGGAGAACAAAGAGGAUCUUAUUGGGAAAGACGUGACCAGACCCUACCAGACGAUGGCCAACCCGCUGAGCAAGCUGGCCGUGCUCAAUAACAGCCACUCGCACUUCAUCCUGACCGACAACGGCACCUGCGGCAAGUACGGCUCUGAGGUCAAACUGCGUCGCCUGCUAGAGAAGCAUAUCUCGCUGCAGAAGAUCAACACCCGUCUGGGCCAGGGUGUUCCACUCGUGUGUCUGAUAGUGGAAGGAGGUCCCAACGUUAUCUCCAUCGCCCUGGAGAGUCUGCGAGACGAGCCUCCGAUUCCGGUGGUGGUGUGCGAUGGCAGCGGCCGCGCCUCUGACAUUAUUUCUUUCGCACACAAGUUCUCAGAGGAUGGAGGGCUCGUCAACGACGACGUGCGAGAUCAACUCCUGGUGACCAUUCAGAAGACGUUCAACUACAGCAAGAGCCAGUCGCAGCAGAUCCUUCUCAUGGUGAUGGAGUGCAUGAAGAAGAGGGAACUGAUCACAGUUUUUCGAAUGGGUUCUGAGGGUCAGCAAGAUAUAGAAAUGGCCAUUCUUACAGCCUUGUUAAAAGGCACGAACGCUUCAGCAGCUGACCAGCUCAGUUUAGCUCUAGCCUGGAACCGAGUGGACAUUGCUCGCAAUCACAUCUUUGUCUACGGACAUAAUUUACCUCCGGCUGGGGCCAUCGCUAGCACGACCACCGCGCUGGCCCCAACCCAGGAGAAGCAGAAGAGUCCAGCCAGUGCCCCCCGCAACAAAAACAGGGGCAAGAAAGGAAAGGGCAAAGGAAAAGCCAAACCCGAACCUCCAGAGGAAACCGAUCCACGGAAGUUGGAGCUCAUUCGUUGGGUAAAUUCCCUGGAACAGGCUAUGAUGGAUGCUCUGGUUUUGGACCGAGUGGAUUUUGUCAAGCUGCUUCUGGAGAACGGCGUCAAUAUUCACCACUUCCUCACUAUUCCAAGACUGGAGGAGUUGUACAAUACGAAACUGGGCCCUGCUAAUACUCUGCAUGCUGUCGUUAGAGAUGUCAAAAAGGGGAACCUUCCCCCAGAUUACCAGAUCACCUUGAUUGACAUCGGCUUGGUGCUGGAGUACCUCAUGGGUGGAGCUUACAGGAGUAAUUACACCAGGAAGGCUUUCCGCAACCUCUACAAUACUCUGUAUGGACUUAAAAGGCCCAAAGCUCUCAAGCUUCUCGGAAUGGAGGAUGACGAACCUCGACCAAAAGGCAAGAAAAAGGCGAAAAAGAAAAAGGAGGAAGAGGUGGACAUUGAUGUGGAUGACCCGGAGGUGUCUCGCUUCAAGUAUCCCUUCCACGAGUUGAUGCUGUGGGCGGUGCUGAUGAAACGGCAGAAGAUGUCGCUCUUCCUUUGGCAGCGUGGAGAGGAGGCCAUGGCCAAGGCACUGGUGGCCUGCAAACUGUUCAAGGCCAUGGCCCACGAGUGCUCCGAGAGCGAGCUUGUGGACGACAUCUCCCAAGACCUGGAGAACAACUCAAAAGAAUUUGGCCAGCUGGCCUACGAACUGCUGGACCAGUCGUACAAGCACGACGAGCAGGUGGCCAUGAAGCUGUUGACCUACGAGCUGGUGAACUGGAGCAACUCCACCUGUCUGAAGUUGGCCGUGGCCGCCAAGCAGCGAGAUUUCAUCGCCCACACGUGCAGUCAGAUGUUGCUCACAGACAUGUGGAUGGGCUGCCUGAGGAUCGGCAAGAACCCAGGCCUCAAGGUCAUUUUGGGCAUCAUCUUUCCUCCGCUGAUUCUUCUGCUGGAUUUCCGUCUCGGGGAUGAUGCGUCCUACGCUACAUCUGGAGCCAAAGACGAGGGAAAAGAUAAAGACGACGACACAAAAUCCAGCAAGGACCCCAAUGAUGCCACUUCCCGGAAAGGGGAUGAAGAGGAAGGCAGUGCCAACGUCCGCAAAAUCCCCAUUGGCAAAAGAUUAUUUGAGUUUUAUGAUGCACCCUUCACUAAAUUCUGGUUCAACACAAUAUGUUAUUUGGGCUACCUGAUGUUAUACAACUACAUCAUCCUGGUGAAGAUGGAACGAUGGCCGUCCCUACAAGAAUGGACCGUCAUUGCUUACAUCCUUACCCUCGGCAGUGAAAAAGUCAGACAGAUCUUGAUGUCUGAGCCUGGCAAGCUGAAACAGAAGAUCAGCGUGUGGCUGGAGGAGUACUGGAACAUCACGGACUUGGUGGCCAUCUCCACCUUCCUCCUGGGACUCAUGUUGAGGCUGCAGCAAGAGCCUUACAUGGGCUACGGGAGAGUCAUAUACUGCAUAGACAUCAUCUUCUGGUACAUCCGCGUCCUGGACAUCUUCGGCGUCAACAAAUACCUGGGGCCCUACGUGAUGAUGAUCGGAAAGAUGAUGAUCGAUAUGAUGUACUUUGUGGUCAUCAUGCUGGUGGUGCUCAUGAGCUUCGGGGUGGCCCGCCAAGCCAUCCUGCACCCCGACGAGGAGCCGACAUGGCGCCUGGCUCGGAACAUUUUCUAUAUGCCCUACUGGAUGAUCUAUGGAGAGGUUUUUGCCGACUCGAUAGACCUCUAUGCAAUGGAAAUCAACCCUCCGUGUGGCGAACAUUUGUACGACGAAGACGGGAAGAAGUUGCCUCCGUGCAUCCCUGGCGCCUGGCUCACGCCUGCCAUUAUGGCCUGCUACCUCCUUGUGGCCAAUAUUCUCCUGGUCAACCUGCUCAUUGCCGUCUUCAACAACACCUUCUUCGAGGUCAAGUCCAUUUCCAACCAGGUGUGGAAGUUUCAGCGCUAUCAGCUGAUCAUGACCUUCCACGACCGGCCCAUCCUGCCCCCGCCACUUAUCAUCUUCAGCCACCUCUACAUCCUCUUCAGCCGGCUCUUUCGCCGCUGCGCCAGGAAGAAGCAAGACGGAGAACUUGACGAGAAGGACCGCGGCCUCAAGCUGAGACUGAAUCCGGAGGAACUGAAGAACCUGUAUGAGUUUGAAGAACAGUGUGUGGAGGAAUACUUUCGGGAAAAGGAAGACGAGCAGCAGUCUUCGAGCGACGAACGCAUUAAGGUUACUUCGGAAAGAGUUGAGAACAUGUCCAUGCGUUUGGAGGAGGUCAACGAGAGGGAGAACACCAUGAAGGCCUCCCUGCAAACGGUGGACCUCCGCCUUGCCCAACUGGAGGAGAUCCACGGUCGGAUGGCGCUCGCCUUGGAAAAGCUGGCGGGGGUGGACAGACUGGAGCUGACCAGGACUCACUCCCGCAAUUCGUCGGUGUGCGAUCCCUCAUCUUUGGUUCGCCAGGGAAGCAUCAACAGCGCUGACGGUUACAGCCUCUACCGCUUCCACAUGGACAUGGAGGAGUUUGCCACCAAGCAGAAGGAUGCGGAGGAAGUGGCGAAAAGUAGCCUGGAAAGACAGAAGAGUCAAGCUUCCAGCACGUGCGCCCUGAACGUCAAGGAGGGCGCUCAGACCUUAGAAGUUGGCAGCCUGAGCAGAACUAGGCCCGGCUCUUGCGUGGACAUCCUCAUAUCGCCGUGUGAACCCAAGCAAGCGUCUGCGGGAUCGAGCAGCGACACCUUAGCUAGCAAGGAGAUACUCGGAAGCUCGCACCUGCUGGACCGAAUCGCGGACAAGAACAGACUCAAACCAUCCUCCCCGCCCAAAAGGACCAAAUCACUGAGACACUAUCCGGCCGAAGAGCCGGCCGCCUCUCCUUUGACCAAGAGGAGGAGCAUGAGCACCAUCAUCAUCAGCCCUCCCGAUGAACCCGAGGAACCUGCCCAAAAAGCCCAACUGCCUCCCGCGGCUUUGUCCUCCCCAAAAAGGACAAAAUCGUUACGCUGCGUCCCUGCUGAGAGCCCAAGCCAAACAUCCCCCGUUACAAAGCGGAGGGCGAUGAGCAGCAUUAUUUACAGUCCGGCCGAGGCGGUCGAUGACGAGCUUCACGCGCAAGACUACACGUCCUUCGUGGAGCAGGCCGCCAAAACUCCCAAUCAGUGGCCUGCCGAUCUGGAGUACACUCUGCACCCUAGCUCGGACGGCCGCAUGCCGAGAGUGUCAACAGUCAGAAGGACCAUCCAGCAGUUUCAGAGCACUGCUGCCGCAGCGGAGGUAAAAGAAAACGAUGGGAUCUUUCCAGCUGGGACUGGAAGUGAAGGAACUCCACCAGAGCUCACGGAAGAGCAGAUAAAGACAAGGGUGAAGAGAAACAUGUCGGACGGCGCUCAGUAUCUGACCGUCACGCAGGAUAAUUUCCUGCCCUCGCACAGGUCUUGGAGUUGGAAUGCCAAAGAUCGCAAAGCGAGAGGCGCGGCGGUUAGCAAGAGAGCAUCCAGCAGCGAGAGGGACCUCGUGAACGCAUGCGGAGCAGCGGCACACAAGAUGGAGGAUGACAUACACGAAAAGAAAUGACAUCUAAAAGUGUACGGUGGGAAACAACCUUCAUGCUGGAUUUGCAUUCAGUCAAAGCACACGAGGUCAAUUGUCCCUCCCACUUGACUAAUUCUGAUGAUGCGAAGGACUCAAAGAAGGAAUGCAAUUACUCGAAAAAGUUAGAAAUAUGAGGUGGGGAAAUGCUGAGAGAACUUUACUAGUUACAAAAUAUACUGUUACUAAAACCUAUUUCAAGGACGAAAGGUGAAAUAAAA
Molecule: messenger RNA, 5748 nt
Organism: Hippocampus comes (tiger tail seahorse)
Lineage: Eukaryota; Metazoa; Chordata; Actinopteri; Syngnathiformes; Syngnathidae
Gene: trpm1b
Product: transient receptor potential cation channel, subfamily M, member 1b
Exons: 30
Coding region: 476-5512 (1678 amino acids)
Biological process (GO): metal ion transport; monoatomic cation transmembrane transport; protein tetramerization
Cellular component (GO): plasma membrane
Molecular function (GO): calcium channel activity
Source: RefSeq, a predicted model, not a curated record